Molecule: messenger RNA, 2013 nt
Organism: Chlorella variabilis
Lineage: Eukaryota; Viridiplantae; Chlorophyta; Trebouxiophyceae; Chlorellales; Chlorellaceae
Exons: 9
Coding region: 1-2013 (670 amino acids)
Molecular function (GO): phosphoprotein phosphatase activity
Source: RefSeq, a predicted model, not a curated record
AUGAAGUUUGGCAAGCGGCUGCUGGCCGAAGCGGGCCGCUGCUGGACCCACAGCUACAUUGACUACAAGCAGCUCAAGCAUGCCAUCAAGCUGGACGUGGAGGCGCUCGACCCUCGGGGGCCGCGCUUCGACGCGGCGCUGCGCGUGGAGCUGCAGAAGGUGGCCGCCUUCUACGUGGAAAAAGAGGAGGAGCUGGCGGCGGCCAUGGCCCGCCUGUCGCUCGCCUCCAGCCCGUGCCAGGUGGCCGCGCUGCGCUCCGAGCUGCAAGACCUGCGCAGGUUUGCGGUGCUCAACCACUAUGCCGUGGUCAAGGCCGCCAAGAAGCGCAACCGCCACCUCCAGGCGGCGUGCGGCGAGGCGCGGGUGGUGGUGGUGCGGGCGGUGCACAUCCUCAGCCAGCAGUACUUCUUCACCUCCCCCAAGCUGGCUGCUCUGACCACCCAGGCCGAGAUCCUGGCACAGGCACGCGGCCGCCGCUGGUGGCGCUGCCUGCCGCCGCCUGCUGCUGCCCGCUGCGCUGCUGCUCGGCCUCUCGCCACGCCUCGCUCGCCCGCGCCGGGCCGCCUGCUGUCGUUCGCCUGCGUCCUGGCCCUCGCCUCGCUGAUGGUCCCUGAGCUGGCUCCGCGGCAGCCGCCCGCGGCGGAGGUCAUCCAGGAGUAUCAGUGCCCCAUCUGCCUGGACCUGCUGCGCUCCCCCGUCCUCCUCACCUGCGCCCACCGCUUCUGCUGGGGCUGCCUGCUGGCGCACUGCGCGGCGGCGCGCUCGGCCGCCCCCGGCGCCAAGCCCGGCGCCAAGGUGCAGCAGGCGCAGCAGACGCAGCAGACGCAGCAGCAGCAGCAGCAGCAGCAGCAGCAGGCCCUCGCCCAGACGGCCUGGGAGGGUGACAGCGGCUGGGAGGACGACCAGGGCGACGCGUGCGCCACCUUUGACUGCGCGGUGUGCCGCAAGGCCCAGCUGCUCAACCUGGACCGGCUGCAGGUGGAUCCACACCUGGAUGCCUUCCUGCAGAAGCUGCAGCGCCAGCAAGGCGCAGUCGCCAUCCCCCUCACACGCGCCAGUAGCACCGCCAGCAGCAGCAGCGGCCACCCCGGCAGCGGCAGCGGCAUCCCCACGCCUAGCGGCAGCAGCACGGAGAGCCUCGCGCCCGGCGGCAGGAGCAGCAGCGCGCCGAUCGCCAUCGCGGGCGCCGGCUUGGCGGCCGCGGCGGCGCAGAGCGAGGACAUGCUGGUCGAUGCCAAGCCCUCUGCCACAACCAUCAGCCUGGCUGAGGCUAGUGAGCUGGCCGAAGCAGCAGCCGCCGUGGCCGUAGCAGAGGAGGCUGAGGCCUCAGACGUGCCGCCGGGAGCAGCAGCAGCGGUGGCGUCGGCGGCGCCCCUGGGUCCAGAGCUGGUGGUGGUGGCGCCGCUGGCCGUGGCGUUUGAGCCGGCGCUGCUGCCGCCGCAGCGGCCGGAGCACCGCGGGCGCCUGGUGGUUUGCCUGGACCUGGAUGGUACCCUAGUCACCACCUUCACGCCCAAGCGCGCCCCCAUGCUGCCCCCGGGCUCAAUCUCGUAUGUCGUGGGCCGCGGCGGCAAGCUCAACCCGAACGGCGUCUUUGUGGUGGAGCGGCCAGGCCUGGGCGACUUCCUGCGCCGCAUCGCACCCUUCUCAGAGGUGGUGCUGUUCACUGCGGGGCUGAAGGACUAUGCGGCCCCCAUCUGCGAUGCCAUAGAGGCGCGGUACCCCGGCGCUUUCCACCACCGCCUGUACCGUACCGCCACCGUGGCCGAGGACGUGUACCCCUGCAUCAAGGAUAUGUCCCGGCUGGGGCGAGACCUGGGCCGGUGCGUGCUCGUGGACGACACCCCGCUGGCCUUCUUCCGCCAGCCAGACCACGGCGUGCCCGUGCUGCAGUUCCGCGGAGACAUGGACGACCGCAUGCUGCCCGAGGCGGUGGCGCCGCUGCUCGAGUCGCUGCACGGCUGCGCCGACGUGACGGUGCCGCUGGCGCGCCGCUUCAACAUGCAGAAGUGA